This is a messenger RNA of Xiphias gladius (swordfish), 4393 nucleotides long. It is a transcript of the gene slc25a36a, whose product is annotated as solute carrier family 25 member 36a. Gene Ontology annotation, biological process: pyrimidine nucleotide import into mitochondrion. Bases 385 to 1320 code for a protein of 311 amino acids. The record is from RefSeq and is a predicted model, not a curated record. Lineage: Eukaryota; Metazoa; Chordata; Actinopteri; Istiophoriformes; Xiphiidae. Gene Ontology annotation, molecular function: pyrimidine nucleotide transmembrane transporter activity. The transcript is spliced from 7 exons. Gene Ontology annotation, cellular component: mitochondrion.
GCUCUGCCUCCUUCCCUCUCGCUGCAGCGAUGAAAGCGGAGGAGAAGCUCGACAGGAACCCGUAGCUACGCCAUAAAACCGUUUGUUAGCGCCGAGAUACUCGUUUGGCCAGUGGCUAGCCUGUUGAGGUCGAAGCCCUCUGAUGGUUUAGUCGAAGAUUGCCGUGUCAGAGGGGAACCCGAGCAAGCAGAGAGAGACAGAGGGGGGUUUGUCGGCCCACUGCAGUCUGAAUCACCGGAGACUCGCCCCACCGCUGGUUCAUCAUCGACGUCGUUGGCCCAUCGACGUGCGCAUCCUCUCGGAGGCAGAAAGCAACGGGAAAAGCCCGCGUUUGGCCCUCUGCCGCAGCCCCGAGGUGCGCUGCUUGGCAGAGCAUGCUAAAUAAUGAGCCAAAGGGACACACUGGUUUAUUUGUUCGCUGGAGGAUGUGGGGGUACAGUGGGCGCUAUUUUGACUUGUCCUCUGGAAGUGGUGAAGACCAGACUGCAGUCCUCCUCCGUCACUCUCUACAUAUCUGAGGUCCAGCUCAGCACCGUCAACGGAGCCAGUGUGGCCCGUGUUGCUCCACCAGGGCCUCUGCACUGUCUCAAGUUAAUUCUAGAGAGAGAAGGACCCCGUUCACUCUUCAGAGGACUGGGACCCAACCUUGUAGGUGUGGCACCGUCCAGGGCGAUCUACUUUGCGGCCUAUUCAACAGCCAAGGAGAAGCUGAAUGGGGUGCUGGAGCCAGACUCUACCCAGGUGCACAUGGUAUCAGCUGGGAUGGCAGGGUUCACUGCCAUCACAGCCACCAAUCCCAUCUGGCUGAUAAAGACCCGUCUGCAGCUGGACGCCAGAAACCGGGGUGAGCGGCGAAUGAAUGCAUUUGAGUGUGUGCGGCGGGUGUACCAGAUGGACGGUCUGCGUGGUUUCUACAGGGGCAUGUCAGCCUCAUACGCUGGCAUCUCUGAGACUGUUAUCCAUUUUGUCAUCUAUGAGAGCAUCAAACGUAAACUGCUGGAGUCCAAGGCCCACUCCAGCAUGGACGAAGAGGACGAGUCAGUCAAAGAUGCCUCAGACUUUGUAGGCAUGAUGCUCGCAGCAGCCACCUCCAAGACCUGUGCCACCUCCAUCGCCUACCCUCAUGAAGUGAUCCGCACACGGCUACGAGAAGAGGGCAGCAAGUAUCGCUCCUUCUUCCAAACUCUGCUCACGGUACCCAGGGAGGAGGGAUACCGGGCGCUUUAUCGCGGCCUAACCACCCACCUUGUCAGACAGAUUCCCAACACCGCCAUCAUGAUGUGCACCUAUGAAGUGGUGGUCUACCUGCUUGGCUGUUAGCCCACCAGGUGUGUCUCCUUACUAUUUAAAGAAGGAGACAGUUAGAAAAUGACUGAGAAGGAUGCUCUUUGGCAAGUGGGGGUGAAAUUUCAAAAUGAAGACCAAAGGAAAACCGAAGAUACUCUAGUGGACCAGGAAAGGACAAAUGGAAAACACAUGAAGAAAAAGGAAGGAGGAAGUUUUUAUCCAAUCAGCAUCACAACCCGCAGCUGCCUUUAUUGGGCUGCUGGAACUGAUAGAGGGUGCUAUAGGUCACAGAAGCAGUAAUAUGGGUGGGGCAGGAAAGGAGGCACUGACAGGAAAGAUGCAGAAAACACAAGGUUCCUCUGAAGGAAAAGAUUUUAAGCACAUUUCCAUGGCCUUAACAGAAAGAGUUUUAGUUUGCAUCCUUCUUUCUGAGCGAAGAGUAAAAAACUUUUUUUUCACUCUCAUAGACAUGAUUUUUUGAAGGGGGAAUGCUUGGAGACAACUGAACUUGACAGGAAAGAUGAUAACUAAAUGUAGGUCAAUUUCAAUAAUCCCUAAAAUCUCUAUUUGGCACUAUUUGUCUGCACAAGACUGUGAGACUGCUGUACUGUUAUAUGACUGGGAGUUAAUGUUCAUUUAAGGUCAAUUUUCAUUUGAAACAAAGACAUCACUGUUUUUAAGUCACCUAGAACCACCCAUCUUUGCACUACAGAAAGAGUGGCUUCAAGCAUUCCCCCCUGAGCACUGCAGCCAAUGCCUCGGACACUAGCAAGUGUUUGUAAAGAGUAGGUUGAAAACCUGACUUUCAUUCAGUGUUUGAUUCCUCUAUAGCUCAGUGCCUGGUGGUGACAUGCUUUGGCUGAAGUUGGCCUGUGGCGUUGACAGUUUACUAAAACUGAAAAGAGAUCAUAUACAACGCUAGCUUCUUCCUGCACCUGGUCACUGCUCAGGACUUCUUGUGAAUCUAAUGUGGAAACAUGAGACUAACGUGUCCUUUCUGAGAUGUGAAGUGUGUGACUGUCCAAAGGUACCAAGACUAAGUAUCUACCAUUGGCGUGCCACUACUUGAAUAUAAUGUGACAGUGUGGGGAAAUGUUGGAGUGGGAGAAUGUUGAAAGAGUUUCAUCAUCACCUCAUAACCAGUUUGUCUGUGUGUAUGUGUAUGUGUGUGUGAGUGAUUGUGUAUGUACGUAUGUGUGAGUCUAACAUGUUAGUCACUUCAGGAGUGUGUGUGUGUGUGUGUGUGUGUGUGUGUGUGUGUCUGUCUGUGUGUUAGUGUGUGUGUGUGUGUGUGUCUGUCUGUGUGUGUGUGUGUGUGUGUGUGUAUUUGUGCAUCUGCAGUCAUGUGUGCCUGCAUGUAUAAUAAAUAUCUACUCCAGAUUUCCCUCCUCUAAAUAUUAAUCUUGCAAGACACUGCGAGUGUGGAAAAGCUCCUGUACGAUACUGGGAGCUUUCUUUCCCACUGUCAUGCCAGUCCUUCCUUCCAGUGGCUUCCAUCUGACCUGAUAACAUGCACUUUUGUGGCCUUUUAGGGCUUGUGCUUUGCAUUUUAUUGUGUGGACAGUUUAAACUUGUACAUUGUAAAAGAAAAAAAGUAUUACUGUAUAUCAAAAUGGUAUUUUGCGCAACUGUUCUUAUAGCAGAUAUAUUGUACAGUUUAGAGUUUUCAGUAGUUGUGAAGGAUGUCCAAAUGUGUUCAUAUAAUAUAGAUACUGUAUAUGCAUAUCAUUUAUUGUUUUUUGUUUUUUUCUUAGGUCCAUGUAUGAUCAUGCUCUAGUUUGCAUUUGCAAAUGAUUGUUCUUUGUGCAAUUUAAGCUUUUUUUUGACAUGGACAGUUGACAUGAAUAUUGAAAUUGCUUGACGUUUUUUUUGUGUGUGUGUCCCCCCCCCCUUAAAAAUUCUUUCUUUGUUGUUGUUGUUUUUUUGUUUUGUUUUUAUUUCCCCUACAUUUGUGUGUUGCUCUAAGCUGUCAUGCAAACAUUUGUGCGUUCAUAAAAACUAACAAAAACUGCAGUACAAAUACUUUGAUGUAAGCAUUUUUGCUGGAGCAUUGGUUAGUCGUUUUACAGCGGUCAUAAAUUGUUCCAUUUUGCAAGGUUUUUUUCAUUCGUUAUGUUUACAUUGUUCCCUACUGUCUGUCAGGCUAUUUUUGGUUCUCCUAGUAACAUGUUUUGAAUAUCUAGAUGGAAGUGUUUUAAUGUGAGAGUUCAAGAACUGGAAUCUGCAGAGUACCACAGUGAGUUGGGAUUGUUAAAGACUGAGUGUGAGAGAUACAUUGCUAUUGCUAUAAUUUUUUUCUGUAGAGGGUUGUUGGUAUGAGACAGUAAAUGUACCCUUUGAAGCCAUCACUUUAAAAAGUUCACAUUGCAAAAAAUUUAGCACACAUCUUUUCAUAUUGUUACCAAGCACCUUAUCAAAUUUUCUCUCUUAUAUUGCUCAUUAUCAGAACAUCCUUUUAGAUGACUUUUAAAACUUCUCCAGACAGAGAAAAUCCCUCUCACCACAGCCUCUCGGACGUAGUUGCUGUCUCAGUGCACACUCAUUCUUCUUAUGGAAAUGAUAAAGGUCACAGAGUUUUCAUGUUUAAAAAAAACCUAUUGUAUUUAUUUCACCAGCCCCAGAAAAUCUGGUGCAUCCACCCAUGAUGUUCUUGAACGCUCUCAUUUUUCCAGCCUUGUUGCGGUAUCAUUCAGAGGCUAACUGAGGUCCUGUAACUUGGAAUGGUUAUUGAUUUCCAGUCUCCAGUGACAUGUUGCUGUCAGUGCUUGAAAAAACUUUUGCUGACUCAUUUUAAUGUCCAUGUUUUCCCAGAAAACACUAAUAGCUUUUAUGUCUUUGGCUCCAUUGCAGUAAUACUUGAGGUCAAAUGACCAAAAUGUGCCAUGAACAGACAACUGGACAAACAGUGCAAACAUAUUAUUUACCUCUCAUUUCAUUGUCUGUAUUCAGUUCAGUCUCUUCAGCCUGUAUUGCUUGAACAGGAUGCAGCCUCAAGCAGGAUUGAAUGAAACCUGGAAGACUGGUUUUUGCAAGCUCAGUCGUUGAUGUGUUUUUUUUUUGUUUUUGUUUGUUUGUUUUGAAACACAAAAGUAAAUAAAAAUCAAUU